Messenger RNA from Pecten maximus, 1371 nucleotides. Its product is annotated as zinc transporter ZIP1-like. Bases 84 to 1163 code for a protein of 359 amino acids. Gene Ontology annotation, cellular component: plasma membrane. Gene Ontology annotation, molecular function: zinc ion transmembrane transporter activity. The transcript has a single exon. Gene Ontology annotation, biological process: zinc ion transmembrane transport. The record is from RefSeq and is a predicted model, not a curated record. Lineage: Eukaryota; Metazoa; Mollusca; Bivalvia; Pectinida; Pectinidae.
CAAGAUCGAGACAGGAUCAUAUCACGCCACAAUUAGGAUAUUAUAGACAUUAGAAUAGUGUUGUAAACUGACACAACGCCACCAUGGCCGACACAAACAAAAUCGCGGCUAUAUUCGUAGUAUUUGGGAUUACAUUUUUCUUUGGUGUGAUCCCAAUAUGGCUUCUGAAGUUUUUAUCAAACAAAAUGACGAAUAUAUCUCGCCUGCAGUACUUAGUGAGUUUGAUGAACUGUUUCGCUGGGGGAGUUUUUCUUGGAACGGCCAUACUUCAUCUUAUUCAGGAGUCGAUGGAGACAGUUGCUGAAGCUUUACCGGAAGUAGAAUUUCCGUUGUCAGGAGCGCUCAUCGGUGUGGGAUUUUUCAUCGUUCUAGGAAUAGAACACGCUAUAGGACUCUUCAGUAAAGAUGAGGACAGUCCCUUUUUAGACCAUGGUCAUGAUCACGGACUAAAGGGUCACAAUCAAGAAUAUCAAGCACAGGUCUCCAAAGUGGAACCACCAAAAGGAUCUUCAUUCAAUCCUCUUUCAAUACCUAUAGCACAGAGCGUAGACAACCAGGCGGGUAUCCGUCCAUCAGGUUACCACAGCACUGGACAAACAGUAUUAUCUAAUGCUGAAAGCUCACAUACACCGACGCCUGUUGAAGUUAAUGAGGCGAAAUCAACAAUCAUUGAUACUUCCGGUGAUGGACGCUCAAAAACAACGAGACGGAUCCGAGCCGUAAUUCUCGUAAUCGCUUUGUCUAUACACAUGAUAUUCGAGGGAAUGGCUAUAGGGUUACAGGACACUGUCUCAAAUACCUGGACAUUGGUGGCCGCCAUAUCGGUACAUAAGGCUGUCAUUGUGUUUAGUGUCGCACUGAAGAUGAAGGAGAUUGUAGAAGGAAAUCUCCGCAUUAUCCUAUAUAUCCUAUAUCUGUCGUUAGUGUCUCCAAUUGGGAUAGCAAUAGGACUUGGAAUAACAAGUACAGGUUCUGGAAACGAAUCUGUGCAGAACAAAAGUUCUGGGAUAUUACAGAGCCUGGCUGCCGGAACUUUCCUUUAUGUAACAUUUUUCGAAAUUCUUCAAAAGGAGCUGUCGAAUGGAUACAGCCUGCUAAAAGUGUUUUUAACCUUCCUUGGGUUCGCUGCUAUGGCCGGCCUAAAGGCACUUGAUUCUGAUUAGCGUCCAUUAUGUUUAUCAAAGUAGUGGAAGAACUAGAGAGAUUGGAUAACAUAAUACUUUGCAUUUCUUUGUCAAGGUCGACAGAUAAAAUGAACGAGGAAGGCUAACAUCCUGUCAGAUGUCACUGAAUUAUAUGAAAAAAAAAGUUUAAAAAAUGUUCAAAGUCAUGUCUCAAAACAGGCUCAACAUGACACCCGAAAAAAAAACC